UAGGAUUUCGGUCUUUCCGGCUUUAAUCCCACUUAUAUCAACAAAAUCGAGUUUGCAAAUUCCUAGCCAUUUGUGCCACUUUAUGAGUUAGCAGAGAGUUUAUGUGUGUAAUCUCUAGGUGUUGGCAGAUUUACAUGGCUUAUGCAAAUUUUCCUUAAAGACUUUUCAAUUCCGUCCCCUUUAUUCAACCUUAUUUGUUUUUUACAAAUAGGAACAUUUGUCCUUCCUUCGCCAGGAUUAACUGCAAAAGAUUUCUCUGUGUAAUAUCUUUUCGACCACGGCUUACUUGGUUAAAUGUAAGGACCAUAGUAUGCUGGAGAGAGGGGAAACACAAUUCUGAUAUAGAAACUGCAUCCAUAAAUAGGGUUUCACAAUAAACUUUCAAUUUACAAAAUUAUCAAAGAACCGGAAUAUUUAAUUUCGCUAUCAAGUCAGCUGUAAAUGAUGAUGGUUUUCUUUCUUUACUCCUCGUGAUGAAAUGAAACUCGCCAGAAGCAAUUCUUAUAAAAGGUAGAAGGCUUCUAUGAAACUUGAGGAAUAAAGUCAGCGGCGAAACUAGCUUCAAAGAAUGCCAGGUAGCUUGCUUCUUUCAAAUGAUGCAUAUUCUGAUGUAUCAGAAGCAUCAGGUAGAAGUCUUGAUGCAAAAAUUGGAGCCAAAAAAGUGAGCUUUAACAACGCUGUUCGUGUGAAACAAUAUCCAUGGAAACCCGAUUUAGAUGUGAACAAAGCAGAUCAUUUGACUUUACCAAGUAACAGAUUUUGGUUCAAAGUUUAUAAAAGCAAGCAAGAUGGGCCAUCAUCAUAUGAAUCUGCCGAAGAUUAUUUCAGACCAAGCGAAUGGGCUGAAGAAAACAUGGAAUGCAUUCACGAUUCUCUUGCCCCGAUUGCAGAAGUUGAAGAUCAAGAUUUAGAUUCGAAUCACAUUCAACAUGGAUUGAAGGCUACUUCGAAUAAUCAACGAAUUUAUAGUGAUGGUAAUGCCAAUUCAAAUGGCUACUACUCCGUGAACAACGUCAAUGAUUCCAAAUAUUACCGUCCCAUUGAACCUCCUGUUGAUUAUUUUGAUGAAAUGCAUCUGGGUUCAAAUCAUUACCAAGGUCCUAAAACAGUGUGGCGAUCUGAUGAAAUGAAUGGCGAUCGUUAUAACUAUAAUGGAAAUCAUAUUACGAACAGCAACUUACGAAACCGCAGUAUUCAUGGAACUCAUGAGAUACUUGAAGAAACUGAUGAAAAUGUAGAUGAAAAUAACUUUCGAGAUGGAACAGAUUCGCUGCCACAAAUUUUGAGGCUUCCUCGAAUGGCGAUUCGAAAUGAUUCACCUUUCAGGAGAUCUGUUAGAAGAAUAGAAGAUACAGAUGCUUUGAAGAAACGAGAAAGGAGAUCCCGAUCACAUGAUGAUUAUUUGGACAAUGACAAUCGGUUUAAACAACUUAAAAAGGCUGACAAAUCUGUAUCAACAGAAGACCUUAACGCUAGACGUGACAAUGGCAUUUUUUCAAACAGAUUUUUAAGAGGUAGUCGCGAUAUGGCUACACAAUGCUAUGGAACUCUGAAUCGAGACAAAAAUGUAUCAUCCUUAGAGAAAACUAGUUCUCUUUUUUAUUCACAAAAUGCUGAAUCUGAUAGACUGAGUAAUUUCAAACCCACAACCUCUUCAAGAAUUAAUUAUAGUGAUGAUAGGUUCAAAAGCUAUACGAAAGCGGGACCAGCCAAGAAAGAAAACCUUGAAGAUGAAUUUUCUAAAAGAAUCCGUCCUUAUCAAGAUUACCAAUCAAAAAGUAAUUAUCCAUCAAGUGAAAUUAACCACAGUUAUAAAAAACACGAACCUGCAACAAAUGGUAAGAUAAGCAAUGGCGUACAUAGACUUUCAACACGUGGCGAAAAUGUAGCAGCUUCAGCCCCAAAACAGAAUGGGAAGAUAUAUAAAGUCCAACUCCCCAAAACAGAUUUCCAAAAUAUCUCUUUUUUAAAUGCUGACUCAAAGAAGUUGAGAGAAAAUAGUCAAUCAAAAUCUUCCCGUGAUUCAGCCACUGUUGGGUAUCUCAGAGGACGCCAAAUCCCUCUUACUGAAGUCAAUACAAACACAAACCGUAAAUUUGCCAACAGAAAUGAUAAUAAUAUCUCUAAUAAAAGUCGGCUAUUCCAGAAAACUAAUGAAAAUAAGAAUACAACUUCUCCAAAUCGUAUGGCAAAAUCCGAUUUGCAGACUUCUAAUGACAUAUAUUCUCGGAAGUAUUUGUCAUCUAAUUUAGAAAAUAAAAACGGUAAGAAUUAUAAAAGUGGUUCUCCUAAGCCAGUUAAUAGUGAUGGUGAUAACUCCAUGAUUGAUUGGUCUCUCUCAGGAUUCCAGUUGGCAAGUAAGCCAGAUAAUGGCAUAACAUCUGUUUCUGAUAGUGAAUAUACAGUACAUAGAAGACCACCUCUACUAAUGUAUAUACCCGGAGUCAGCCAUCAUGAUCGUCCAGCUAUAGAAGAUGAUAGAUUGUCUGCUCUAAGUGAUGCGUCUAGAUCCGAAAUUAAUGACGGGUUAAGUUCCCUAGCUACCACUACUACGGGUAAAAACUUAUCCAAUGAUAUUCGAAGACGUCAUUCUAUGCCACGAGACGGGAAGUUAAAAUGGAUCAAAUGGAAAAACAAAGGACAAAAGUGAGAAUUCAUGUAACAAAUUAUUGUGCUUCCAGUCUAAUGUUUUGUUAAAUACUUAUUUUAAACUGUAAAAUUUUCAAUAUAUUGGGUGUUCUAUGAAUAUUUACUUAGGAAGAAACGCAGAAUACACAGUUAUUUUCAAAGUAUUCUUUAAGAAAUCUCUGAAUAUCUAGCGUAUAAAUGUCAAAUGGCAUCCAUACUAUGUAAUAAAAACACUUUUCAACACUUCUUUUUUUGUUAAUUAACAUUUUGUAAGAAUUUUUGCUGUUACUUUCUGUAAUUAAUAUUAGAAUUCAUUUUGAUUUUGAUGCCAAGACUUUUGCUCUUGUAUAUGACCGCUUGGUUAUGUGUCUAAUUCUCAUGGUUGAAAGGUAGAAAAAUAAUUUUAUGUUGAACUCAAGUAAAACAUUCUGAUAGGAUCAUUAUUUAAGGAAAAGAAGCAUAAAUCCUAUUUAUCAUUGUAUAAUAUUUUAUAACCUCUCAUGGUAUAUAAUUAAAUACCUCAAAUAAACAAAAUGAUCGAU
This is a messenger RNA of Argiope bruennichi, 3170 nucleotides long. RefSeq names its product probable cyclin-dependent serine/threonine-protein kinase DDB_G0292550. The transcript is spliced from 4 exons. NCBI's taxonomy places the organism in Eukaryota, Metazoa, Arthropoda, Arachnida, Araneae, Araneidae. Bases 569 to 2650 code for a protein of 693 amino acids. The record is from RefSeq and is a predicted model, not a curated record.